UUUCCCCCACCCAAAGAACAGCCUCUCCCUCCUCACCGAGUCCACUCUCAACGUGCUGAAAUGGGAAGGAGGCGGUGUUUUGCUGAUCUGUUAAAUUCUUAGUGAAGUUCCCUUGAUUUCCAGUGGCUGCUGUUGUUUGAGUUUGGUUUGGAUAAAAACUGAGGUUGUCCUGGCAUUCCUGGGACUGAAUCCAGGCAAGAGGAAGAAGAAAACGAAGGAGAAGGAAACGAGGAGGGGGAAAAAGGUGGGGAGAAAGAAAGGGAGGAGAGAGGCGCAGGGAAAGAGAAAAAGCCUACUUUCAACAUCACAUUCCUGUGUUUUCCCUCAGCCUGGAAAACAUAUCAAUCCCAGUGCCUUUCUGCUCGGAAACAAAGGGACUAAGCCAGACGGUGGGGGAAAGGGUGAUAAGAAGGAUCCUGGAACUCUAAAGAGAGCAAAGAGGGAGACGCAGGGGCUUCCUGUCUGUCCGCACAGGGAUUGGCACACACAGACACAAGACACAGCAGGAAGGACAGAAAAAUGGAGAUGCACAGACGUAAAAGGACAGCUCCUGUCACCUCAUCCUACUUGUCAAGAAGGUAAAGAGACAGCCUGAGAGAAAAGAAGAGAGCCGCUGAGCCCUCAGGUCAGGACAGGCGACCGGAGCUGGAGCUGCAGCGCGCCCCAGCCUCGCGAAGGAGACAGAGGGUUGGGAGGAAAAGCAUUUCAUCUAGGAAACUGUCCUGGGACCACACUUCAGAUUGCGCUUUAAACCCCCGGCAUUCCAUCUCCAUGAGCCACAGUUGGAUUGCACAAUGACAUGGAGAAUGGGACCCAGUUUCACCAUGCUGGUGGCCAUGUGGCUGGUGUGUGGGUCAGAACCCCACCCCCAGGCGAUGAAUGGAGGGGGCCAUGGAGGACAGAAAGCGCCUCUGGUCCCCCCAGUCCACAGAAGGCCCGCUCGGCUGCUGAGGCACACGGGGAGGUCUCAGGGAAUGGAGAGAACCGCGCCGGGAGAAGGACACCUUCAGCCUCUCCAAAGAAGGCGCAGCGUGCCGGUGCUGAGAAUAGCUCAUGAGAAGGCCCCGCCAGCCCCGCUGGACGUCCAUGGGGCUCGGGGGAGACCGGAGCGGAGACCAGCAGCCCGGGCUUCUCCCCGGGAGAUGGUCCGAGAUGAGGGGUCCUUGGCUCGGUCCAGAAUGCUGCGCUUCCCCUCGGGGUCCAGCUCGCCCAACAUCCUGGCCAGCUUCGCGGGGAAGAACCGCGUGUGGGUCAUCUCGGCCCCCCACGCCUCGGAGGGCUACUACCGCCUGAUGAUGAGCCUCCUGAAGGACGACGUGUACUGCGAGCUGGCGGAGAGGCACAUCCAGCAGAUCGUGCUGUUCCACCAGGCGGGCGAGGAGGGCGGCAAGGUGCGCAGGAUCACCAGCGAGGGCCGCGUGCUGGAGCAGCCGCUGGACCCCGGCCUCAUCCCCAAGCUCAUGAGCUUCCUGAAGCUGGAGAGGGGCAAGUUCGGCAUGGUGCUGCUGAAGAAGACGCUGCAGGUGGAGGAGCGCUACCCGUACCCCGUCCGGCUGGAGGCCAUGUACGAGGUCAUCGACCAGGGCCCCAUCCGCAGGAUCGAGAAGGUCCGGCAGAAGGGCUUCGUGCAGAAGUGCAAGGCCUCGGGGGUGGAGGGCCAGGUGGUGGAGGAGCACGGCCACCGGGACCCCCCCGUGGGGCCAGGUCCUCACAAGCCAGCCAAGGGGAAGCCCCCCAAAAAGAAAGCCCAAGACAAAAUCCUCAGCAAUGAGUACGAGGACAAGUAUGACCCCAGCCGGCCCACGGCCUCGCAGCUGGAGGAGGAGUUGCAGGUGGGGAAUGUCCCCCCGCAGAAAGCGAAGGAGUCCAAGAAGCACGAGAAGCUGGAGAAACCCGAGAAGGAGAAGAAGAAAAAGGCCAAGAGUGAGAAGGCAGACAAGUUGCUCAAGAGUGAAAAGCAAGCGAAGAAGGACAAGGCGGAGAAGAAGAGCCGGCCGGAGAAGGAGAAGAGCAAGAAGAAGAAGGCGGGCCCCGCCGAGCAGGACGGCUCCCUGAAACCCACCACCAAGGACUUCGCGCCGAGUCCCAAGAAGCUGGUGGCCGACCUGCUGGGCUCCUUCGAAGGCAAGCGAAGGCUCCUGCUGAUCACCGCUCCUAAGGUUGAGAACAACAUGUAUGUGCAACAGCGAGAUGAAUAUCUGGAAAGUUUCUGCAAGAUGGCCACCAGGAAAAUCUCUGUGAUCACCAUCUUUGGCCCUGUCAACAACAGCACCAUGAAAAUCGACCACUUCCAGCUAGAUAAUGAGAAACCCAUGCAAGUGGUGGAUGAUGAGGACUUGGUAGACCAGCAUCUCAUCAGCGAGCUGAGGAGAGAGUAUGGAAUGACCUAUGAUGACUUCUUCAUGGUGCUAACAGACGUGGACCUCAGAGUCAAGCAAUACUAUGAGGUGCCUAUAGCAAUGAAGUCUGUGUUUGAUCUGAUCGAUACUUUCCAGUCCCGAAUCAAAGACAUGGAAAAACAGAAGAAGGAGGGCAUUGUUUGCAAGGAAGACAAGAAGCAGUCACUGGAGAACUUCCUAUCCAGAUUCCGAUGGAGGAGGCGGUUGCUGGUGAUCUCUGCUCCUAAUGAUGAAGACUGGGCCUAUUCACAGCAGCUCUCGGCCCUCAGUGGUCAGGCAUGCAAUUUUGGUCUGCGCCACAUAACCAUUCUGAAGCUUUUAGGCACUGGAGAGGAAAUUGGGGGCGUCUUAGAACUAUUCCCGAUUAAUGGGAGCUCUGUUGUUGAGCGAGAAGACGUACCAGCCCAUUUGGUGAAAGACAUACGUAACUAUUUUCAAGUGAGCCCUGAAUACUUCUCCAUGCUUCUAGUUGGAAAAGAUGGAAAUGUAAAAUCCUGGUAUCCUUCCCCAAUGUGGUCCAUGGUGAUCGUGUAUGAUUUAAUUGAUUCGAUGCAACUCCGGAGACAGGAAAUGGCCAUUCAGCAGUCACUGGGGAUGCGCUGCCCGGAAGAUGAGUAUGCAGGCUACGGUUACCAUAGUUACCACCAAGGAUACCAGGAUGGUUACCAGGACGACUACCGUCACCAUGAGAGUUACCACCAUGGAUACCCUUAUUGAACAGAAAUAUGUAACCUUAGCCCCAGUCAGUUUCCCCUUCAUCUGUUAAAACCACAUGUGGCCAGCUACGUAAAGGAAUUCUGCCUACAUUCCACACUGCCCACUACAUUCCCUUCCUUUUUCUUUCUGUGUUCUUCCAAGAUUAAAUAAUAGCAAACCUUGGUCUA
Molecule: messenger RNA, 3283 nt
Organism: Myotis brandtii (Brandt's bat)
Lineage: Eukaryota; Metazoa; Chordata; Mammalia; Chiroptera; Vespertilionidae
Gene: CCDC80
Product: coiled-coil domain containing 80
Exons: 9
Coding region: 795-3116 (773 amino acids)
Source: RefSeq, a predicted model, not a curated record